AUGGACGCACCUUGCCAGGGUCGUGGUGCUCCUCAGCCAGCCCAACCCACCGCCGAUUGCCCGCACCAAUACGGCUUCUUCCAAUCACCCAAUGCUGACGCCAUGCACUGUGGCUCAUACCGUAUGUGCGUGGAAGGCAAGGCGAUCGAGAUGCAAUGCCCACCCGGUCUAGCUUUUAACUCUGACAACGUUCGUUGUGACUGGCCUGAUCUCGUUCCUUCUUGCAAUGCUGAACAGUACCUUGGUUUUCAAUGCCCGCCCGCACCUAUUGACGACGAUGGUAACCCAAUGGAUGUUGUGAAUUACGCGUACAAAGGUAAUUGCUACGCCUUCUACUCCUGCGAGCAUGGACGUCCCCGUUUCUUAACCUGCGAUCAAGGAUUCGCCUUCGACUCCGUUAGAGGUCACUGUGUUAAUGAGAAAGAGGUUCAAUGUGCUGUGUCAAUGGAACCCCAUUGA
Molecule: messenger RNA, 459 nt
Organism: Hyposmocoma kahamanoa
Lineage: Eukaryota; Metazoa; Arthropoda; Insecta; Lepidoptera; Cosmopterigidae
Product: protein obstructor-E-like
Exons: 4
Coding region: 1-459 (152 amino acids)
Cellular component (GO): extracellular region
Molecular function (GO): chitin binding
Source: RefSeq, a predicted model, not a curated record